CUAUAUGUCGCUUCGUAAUGUGUGACUGUGUGAGUGAGAAUAAAGUUGGUGAAAAAACCCAACUUUAUUCUCACGCACACCGAGACGCGUGAGUGACCGAGUAUAACAGUUUGAGGUAAACAACAUUUUCCCGCUAAAAUCAAUCUGUGCGCGGACCAUCAGCUCAACCCCCGCAACCAUGGAGCAUCCAAGCAUCCAGAAGACGCUCCGCCAUCUGAAGCGGAUUCGGGACCGGUUCCCGGACUUUCUGGAAAAGGGUGGCCCCCUGGUGACGCUGAUGAUCGUCGAGGAGAAGGGUCGCCUGCAGCGCAUUCCGGAAGUGGGCAAGUCCAACGAGAGGGCCGUCGAGUAUCGGAACGCGGGCAAUGGCCUGUACGCGGAGGGUAAAUACGAGCAAGCGUUGGAGUGCUACAACAAGAGUUUGGCCUUUGCGGAGCCGGACACGGACCAGCUGGGGAUGGCGUACGCCAAUCGAUCGGCCGUUCAGCUCAAGCAGGGCGAGUACGAGUUUGCCCUGUACAGCAUCGAUCUGGACAAGAAGCAUAACUAUCCGGAGGAGUUGAUGCCGAAGCUGCUGGAACGGGAGGCCGAGUGCAAGCAGCAGAUUGUCAGAGGGAACUCGAAGGGUACGGUUCCAUGUCCCCGGAUGGGCAUCAACGUGGACACGAACCCCAAGAUUCCCUUCCUCGCCAGAGGGAUCGCCAUGAGUCAUGACGCAAAGUUUGGCCGGGGAUUGGUCGCCGAAAGGGACUUCAACCCGGGAGACAUCAUCUGCGAUGAAAAGUGCGAACUCUGUGACGUUGAUUACCACCUGAUCUACCAGAACUGCAACCAAUGCGGGGGAGACUUUGCCAACAUCUUGAUCCCCUGCCCAAAGUGCCCCUUCUUCAUGUACUGCAGCGAGGAAUGUCUCGAGCUGAGCUGGAAGCUCUACCAUCGAUUCGAGUGCGCCGUGGCGACCAAGCUGUACGUCGUGUCGCAAAUCUCGAAAAUGGUCCACGCCAGAAUGUUCUUCUACGGCUUAACCCAAUUCGAGGACAACCUUCAGGCCAUGAUGGACUAUUGUGUGCCAGAGGUCACCACCGUGGCCAAUCCCCUAGCCCAAGACUUCAACAAUCUCAACCGUUUGGAUGUGUUCAAAGCCUAUCACAACACCAAACCGUACCUCGAUCCGGAACUCGAAAUCGUCAACAUGUUCGGCGCUUGCGUGUACUACGUCCUACUCCUCACAAACCCCGCCCUCAGCUCGCUCGUCAACACUGAACCGUUCAAAUGGUUCUUCUUCACCUCGCUGCUCAAAUACCACCGGAUGUCCAUCUCACUAGUUUCAGUGUCCAUAACCGGCGACGAAGACCACGUGGUCGGCUUCCUCUCCCCCGUAAACAGCAUCUGCAACCACUCGUGCGACCCGAACGCCGUCGGAAUCCUCCACUCGGGCCGCUACAAAAUCGCCCUCAUCCGACCCGUGCGCAAAGGCGAACCCAUCUUCUGCUACUACUCGCCGCCCUGGUGGGACCCGGAGCGAUCCCCAGUACCAACCCUGCACUUUCCGUGCGAGUGCGUGGUCUGUGACCGGGGACCGGCGGGGAAAGCGUGGCGCCUGCUGAAGAAGCGGCCCUUUCCCGCGGCAGCCGUCAAGAACGUCCGGAUGAUGCAGGACAUGGUUUGCGGCGAGGACACCAGCAACGCCAACAAGUUGAACAUGCUGCAGCAGUUUAUCCGGCGAUUUUCCGAGCUGCAUCCGAACAAAAUUGUCGGACAGUGGCUGGACUGGUACAGUUACUAUCUGACGAUUUCCGUGUACGCGGAGAACUUGGUUUUGCUGCGGGCUAAAGUGCAGGAGAUGCGUGCUGAGCAUUGAAUUUGAGAGAAAAUUUCGGGAUCAUGAUCAUUUGUUAUAAUUUACUGAAGUGUUGUCAAAAUGGAUUGAAUUGGUUGAUGCCUUCAAAAUAAACCUCACU
Messenger RNA from Culex pipiens pallens (northern house mosquito), 1961 nucleotides. RefSeq names its product SET and MYND domain-containing protein 4-like. The coding region runs from base 179 to 1861 and encodes 560 amino acids. The transcript has a single exon. The record is from RefSeq and is a predicted model, not a curated record. Gene Ontology annotation, molecular function: protein binding. NCBI's taxonomy places the organism in Eukaryota, Metazoa, Arthropoda, Insecta, Diptera, Culicidae.